UCUAGGUACUGCAAAGCAGUGGCAGCUGAAGGAAUCCAUAGGAAGUAAAUGCUGCUUGAAAUAACUCUCUUCAGGGUAACAAUACCUUCUAAACUCAGUGAGGCCUUCAAAUAACAAAGAUGAUCUUACUUGUACAUAACACCUUUCACACAGGCUAGAAAGAUGAGACGGAAAGAAACACACUGGUACAGCAGAGAGGAAACUGAAUGACCUCUGGAGCUGCUGGAAUUCAGUUGCCUGUGGAUUAUGGGUACAACUGCCAGCACGGCUCAACAGACUGUCUCGGCAGCUACGUUUGAGAACAUUCACGGCAACGGGACGAUGGACGACCGUCACUCUCUUAGCAUCCACUCCUUCCAGACCGUUGGUCUUCACAACAGCAAAGCAAAGUCCAUCAUCACCAACAAAGUGGCACCAGUAGUUAUUACUUACAACUGCAAAGAGGAAUUCCAGAUUCAUGAUGACCUACUCAAGGCCAACUACACAGUGGGUCGGAUUUCGGAAACCACUCCAGAACACUACCUUGUACAGGGGAAAUAUUUUAUGGUCAGAGAUGUAUACAGUAAGUUAGAUGUACUGAACACUACUAGUAGUUGUGGAGCUCCGAAUUUCCGACAGGCAAGAGGAGGGUAUGCAGUGUUUGGAAUGGGACAGCCCAGCCUCGAUGGAUUCAAGCAAGUGAUGCAGAAACUCCAGAAUGAUGGGCACAAGGAGUGCAUCUUCUUUUGUGUUCGUGAGGAGCCUGUGGUAUUUCUACGCAUGGAAAAUGAUUUUGUACCCUACACACCCAGAGGAAAGGAGAACUUGCAUGAAAAUCUGCACAGUCUGCAGAGAGGGGUCAAAGUGGAAAACUUGGAGCUUGCAAUCCGGAAAGAGAUACAUGACUUUGCCCAGCUGAGUGAGAACACGUACUAUGUCUAUAAUGAUAUUGAACAUUUCAAAGAUGAGCCGCAUUCUGUGAGCAUCCAUUGUGAAGAGGACAUCCAUGUGACAGAAGAAGUAUACAAGAGGCCUGUUUUUCUGCUGCCAUCUUACAGGUACUGUCGUCUGCCUUUGCCUGUGGAUGGGGCGCCUCUUGAAGCACAGUUUGAUGUUUUCAUCAAUUUCCUCAGGGAGAGUCCAAACCUGCUCCUGCUUCGGGACCCUGGCAAACCACCUCCUGCUUUACUUUUCAGCUGCCAAACUGGAGUGGGCAGGACCAACUUAGCCAUGGUCUUAGGCACUCUUGUGCUCUAUCACCUCAAGGUACCGCAAAAGCCAGACCUUCCUCAUCCUGCUAGAACUUCACCAAGGGAUCGAUUUCAGGUUAUUCAAAACUUUAUUGACAUGGUACCAAAAGGCCAACAAAUAGUAGAGGAGGUGGACAGUGCCAUCACCUUCUGCUCUGAAAUGCAUGACAUGAGAGAAGCCAUCUAUGAAUAUAAGAAGAAAUUGGAAGGGAUUGGAGAAGAUUACCAGAUUCAGGGGAAUAGCACCAAAGAAUAUUUUCUUCAAAGGACUUUGCAGAGUCUUGAACGCUAUUUCUACUUGAUUGCCUUCAACUACUACCUUCAUGAGCAGUACCCCAUGGCUUUCGCCCUUGACUUCAGCAGAUGGAUGUGUAGACACCCAGAAUUGUAUAGGCUGCAGGUGAACAUGAACCUGUCAGAGCUCACUGUGACAGGGGAGCUGAUAACAAAGGGGAUGCGAGUACUGGUGGUAGAUGAACGCUUUUCCCCAGAUGUGCUCAGUACAGUGAAGGAGAUGAACGUAGCCAACUUCCGGAGGGUUCCUAAAAUGCCUGUGUAUGGGACAGCACAGCCCAACUCCAAGGCCAUUGGGAAAGUCCUGAGCUACUUAACUGAUGCAAAGAGGAAGUACUCCCACAUCUUGUGGAUAAACCUCCGUGAAGAAGUAGUGUUGGAAGGGAAUGAACAAACCUAUACCCUCAGGGAACCUGGGAAUCUUGAACAACAGAUUACAGUCCCUGUAAGAAUGCCUGAACAACUAGAGAAACUAGAGUGCACCCUGAAGAAUGACAUGCUGAAGUCCCAGAAGUGGCUGGAGGUGUAUCUGGAGCAGGAAAAACAGAUGAAGACAUUUAAGACUUGCCUGACCAUACAGGAGAUAUUUAAUCAACACAAAAGCACAUGCCAGGGACUGAUGUACAAACGGAUCCCAAUCCCAGACUUCUGUGCUCCCAAGGAGCAGGAUUUUGAUCAGCUGCUGGAUGCAAUGAAGAGUGCAUUGGCUGAAGAUUCCCACACGGCCUUUGUGUUCAACUGCCACAGUGGCAGAGGGAGAACCACCACAGCCAUGGUUAUUGCUGUCCUCACACUUUGGCACUUCAAUGGUAUUCCUGAGGUGAGCGAGGACGAAAUUGUUAGUGUGCCUGAUGCAAAGUAUACCAAAGGGGAAUUUGAGGUAGUGAUGAAGGUGGUCCAGCUUUUGCCAGAGGGUCACAGAAUAAAGAAGGAGGUAGAUAUGGCACUGGAUACUGUGAGUGAGACCAUGACACCUAUGCAUUAUCACCUGAGAGAAAUCAUCGUGUGCACAUACAGGCAGGGGAAAACAGCUAAGGAAGAGAAAGAAAUGAGAACAUUGCAGCUGAGGAGCCUACAGUACUUGGAACGAUAUAUCUGUCUGAUCCUGUUCAAUGCAUACCUGCAUCUGGAGAAAAAGGACUCUUGGCAGAGGCCAUUUAGUGUUUGGAUGCAUGAGGUGGCAGCCAGGGCUGGAGUCUACGAGAUCCUCAAUCAGUUGGGGUUCACUGAGUUUGAGGACCUAGAAGACAUGUCUCUCUCCAAGCUCCGUUACCGUUGGCAGGAACAGACCCUUAGUCUGCUUUCAUUCCGAGGAGAGUUCAUUUAGGACCCAAGACUGUGACACACCUUGGGAAUUUCUGUGUUUCUCCGGACUUGGCUGGUGCUUUUUAUAGGUGUGGGAGAGAGAAUUUGCCUUAAGGAAAGACUGUGUUUCCAGAAAGAAGGGGAGGGAGGAAGGGGAAUAUAAACUGCCUUUAAGAAAACAAAAAUUUAUAGGGUUCUUUUAGACACAAUAAAAAAUAUUAUAAAUUAAAAAAUAACAUUAGACAGGUGUUUAAUUGCAAACAUUGAGUAACUGUAAAAAAAUCUCUGAAAUGUUUAAAACACGAUCUCCUGAAUUUAGUGAAUGUACUAACAGUGAGUGCCAAAUUCUUCAAGGCCUUCUUCACUUUCUCAAUAGCCCUGUGCGGUAUGCGCUAUAUAGAUAGAUAUAGCGAGAGAGAGAGAGAGACGUAAAUGUAUUUGCAUGAUGAUUUAGGAUUCCUGAAGAGUCCUUAAGGCACUUGAGUGAGAUCUGGAGUUUUCUGUUUGUGCAUAUUUAUUACUCUCUUUAAAAUUUUAUUUUAUUUUUGGAGGUUAAGAAAAAUAUAAACUAAUUAAUUCACACAACCCUGCUACUGUGUAGACCCCUAUUUUCAGUGCCAAGAUGCUUCUGCUGCAAUAUAGUUAAAUACAGCACUGAAGUUUCUGUUCAGUAAAAAAACAAACAGGCUUCAUACAUUUUAUAUCCAGAAAUAAAAGAUAAUGGGUGAAAUCUCAGCUCUAUUGAAAGCAGUGGGAGUUUUGCAAUUGAUUUCAGUAGGGAAAUCACAAAAUACAUCUAAAACCAUUUAAAAAAUCAAGGGAAAUGUAACGAGAUGGAGUUUAAAAGACUGAAAAAUAAAGUGAAUCAAGUGUGUUCAAACGGAAUAAAAUCCCAUUCCCACUAUCUAGAGCAAAGGGAGAGGCUGGCUGCAGAAGAUUUGGUGGGCAGGAAGUAAAUGGAAUAGGCAAGAGCCAGCAUGAAUGGGAGGAUAAAAUAGGAUAUGAAGACAAAAGCAUAAGUACAGUCUCUGUCUUUUUCCGACUCUGCUUUCAUCUGCAGCCAGUAGUGCAGUAGGUGCAGACAGCGGUAUUAAAAAGUUAAUGUGAAAAAACCCCAUCUAAAAUGGGAAGAGGUGGUUUGGGGUUUUUUUUCCUUUGGACACAUCCCUGAUGCUUCUUCAAAAUCCAAACUCCAAGAUUUCCAUUAACAAAACAUUUUAUUUGUGGCUUCUUUCUGCAGAAGUAGGUUGGUUUUAUUUUCUUUUUUUAAAAUGCAGAAUUUCUGAUCGUGCAUUUUAUAUCUCCAGCAGGAUAUUUUGGUGUUUGAAUAAUUUGCUGGUGAUGUAACUGAAUAGUUGAAUUACAGUAGUAAUCUGUCGGAGCCAGUUGAUCUUAUUUAUUUAUUUUUUAUCUAUUAUUCAUGUAAUAUUAAUACAGCCAUCUGACAGCAUAAAACAUUUUCCCUUUUCCAUGCCCCUAUUGUGACAGAAAGGCAGCUACCCUGAAGUGACAUAAAAUCUAUUUGAAUUGCUCAUUAGAGAGAGUUUUUUGCUCAGGUAUUUAGAAAGCUUUGAAACAGCCUUGUUCUUUAUUGAUUUCUAUUCACAAGCAGAUACAUGUCCUUUUUUAUAUUUAGUCCUUCUACUUUCUGUUUAUAGAACACAUGCCUUUCUUUGCAAAACUACUGUGCAUCUUUGGGGCACCAUUUUGUUUGUUUAUUUCUUCUUUUUUUAUUGUAUAUGACCUUUUGGUGUCCCCCCACUCCUGUUUUUGUGUUAAGGUUAUGCAUGGUGGCAGUGAGCAAGUGCCUUCACAAGCCAGUCUGCAGGAAAUUCUUUUGAUAAUCUGGUACCUUCACAUUUUGUAUCGUGCCACCAACAAAUCCAACAUAUUUACCAGAUGCACCAAAAGUCGUGCAUUUAGCAUUUCUUGUAGCUGGCCAAAGACAACUACUUUUUCCUCCAGGCUGACAUCUUAUUGUUUUAAAGGUCUGAUAUCUAGGGUGAGUUCCUGACUCCCCUGAAGUCCAUGGCAAAACUCCCACUGAUUUCACCACUCAUAUCCCUACUUGCACAAGCUAUAAGCAUUUCAGGAAAAACUCUCUACAUGACAAAAACCUCCUUACUGAACUUCAGCAUUACUUUGCCUAGGCUCUUAAAGCAGCAAGAAACAGCAAAAGGCAGCCAGCCUGGGGAUUGGGUAAAGUUAAGCUGGUCUUUUUCUUCUCAUAACUCAUACUAAGAGGGGCCACUCUCUUCCAUGCACAAAGCGUAGAAGUAACCUGAGACUGUGCCUUCCCUUCCCCCAACUGGGACUUCUCAUAGAUCCUUCCAGGAAUACAAAGCUCUGGCACUUCAGUGGUUGAUGCAAUUGAUGUUCUUUGGUAUUUGGUUUUGAAAGUAAAACUACUACAACGAUGGAUCUCAGUCAUGGGGAUCAUCCAGGUUCCUUGUACAUGGGACAUUUCCUUUUGCCUAAGAACUAGAAUGCAAAUAUUAUGAUUGAUGGGUGACGGAAGAUGGUGCAUUAACAAGUCUAUUGUACUUCUAAAGGCAGCAUUUCUUUCCUAUUCUUAUUUUGAGCUUUUUUAAUGUUGUUUUUAAUGCAGACUUUAACAGUGCUAUUGCACACAUUUAAAAUGUAGUAUUUUGCCACAACUGUAGUUUGUCAUAGCCUGUGGAGUUGCCAGUGAAUGUACAUGCAUGUGAUUCUGCUCCUCACUGAUGGAAUCCAGGUGCAGGUGGUGAGUUUACAACAGAAGCCUGGUCCUUACAUCUACAUGUUAUAUCUAAGUCAUCAGCAAGACUGGGAGAAAAGCUAUGGGGAGAAAAAUAUAGUCUUAUUACAAUGAGAAUAAGCAUAGAUCUUAGGAGAUCCAACCUAAGGCAGCCAGGGGCUCAUUAACUCAUCUUCCCCAGGGGACAUUUAGCUCUGCAAGUGCUGGUUUAUUUAACAGUAGGCCUAGUGAGUAGAUGGCCAAUUCUGAGUAAAUUCAAACUGGAACACAAGAGCUUUGAAAGCCUAUGAGAUUGUCACCAACUUGCCCCAAAUCCCCAUUUAUCAGUUACUUGAACUGGUAAACUUUGUUUUUUCAGUACCAAGUAGAAUAUGCUUUGCAACUGUUCUUAUGAAAAAAACCCCACAAACAUUUGCUCAUCUGCCCACAUUGACAGGAUUAUAGCUACUAUAAACGGUACCCCAUAGGCCUGUGUGAAUAGGGAAGUAUUCAAUUCAGAUUCGGCCGAUUUGGAGGACACAGAUUCGAUUUGGAGAUUCGGAUCACUGUCCUGAAUUGAUUUGGCUGAAUUGGCUUU
Messenger RNA from Alligator sinensis (Chinese alligator), 6142 nucleotides. RefSeq names its product phosphatase domain containing, paladin 1 (gene PALD1). The transcript has 22 exons. The coding region runs from base 247 to 2850 and encodes 867 amino acids. The record is from RefSeq and is a predicted model, not a curated record. NCBI's taxonomy places the organism in Eukaryota, Metazoa, Chordata, Crocodylia, Alligatoridae.